AACAUCGGCUGACAGCUUGUUAACGUUUCAUAAGGGGAUAGGCAUGUUGAUUUCUGAACACGUGCUUGGUGACGAGCGAAUUGCUCUGUAGCAGACGACCUUCCCGUCCCCGUGUGCUCGCAUACAGCAGAAUGUGCACGUGUAUCGUUUGCGAUUACUUUGCUUUGCGCUAACUUAUCGGCACCACGUGGCCUCCUGUAGAGCGGCGCGCUGCGAUGGGGUGGGCGUGGGCGCAACAGGUCGCGAUAUUACCCGAAGCAGUGUCCAGGUAUGUUGCCGUCGCAUCAUCUAACGUGUCGACUACUGCGACCAGGAAAUCAGUGGAAAGUAUGCAAGCUGAAAUCUUUCCGGCAGUACUCCCAAGAAGCACAAGCCAAAACUGCCAUCCUUUUGCACAACAUGGGAGACUCCCAUCACACAGAAGACGUCGCAGCUUAUCUUGAGAGGCUCUUCACUGAUGAGGACAUCAUGUCUCUUCCUUUUCAGAGUUUUCUAGGCCCGCUGAUUGCCAAGCGUAGAGCACCAAGGCUCAUGCAGAAGUACAAAGAAAUGGCUCCAGGAAAGGGCCUCUUGGAGUGGACUGAAAUGCAAGGAGCACUGCUCACCAACACGCUGGACAAGAUGUCACCUGAAACUGGACCGCACAAGUACUUCAUUGGCUUCCGUUAUUCCAAGCCACUGAUAGAGGAUGCUUUGUUGGAGAUUGAAAGAGAAGGCAUUGAGCAAGUAGUGGCCUUUUCCCAGUACCCCCAGUACAGCUGCUGCACUACUGGAAGCAACCUGAAUGCCAUGUACAGAUUCUGCAGCAAGCAACAGCUGCUCAGCAAAGCAAAAUGGAUCUUCAUUGACCGAUGGCCUGUUCACAAUGCCAUCACUCAGGCUUAUGCAGACAUAAUUAAAGAAGAGCUCAAGAAGUUUCCUGAGGAAGUCCGACAACAAGUAGUUCUUCUGUUUUCUGCACACUCUCUUCCAAUGAAGGUUGUGGACAGAGGAGACACAUAUCCAGCUGAGGUAGCUGCCACUGUGGUCAGCAUUAUGAGCAAGCUGAACAACAGCCACCCUUAUCGCUUGGUGUGGCAAUCCAAGGUUGGCCCCAUGCCUUGGCUCAGUCCCAAGACUGAGGAAGCCAUGCAUGCUCUGGUGAAGGAAGGCCACCGGCACGUGAUGGUGGUGCCAGUGAGCUUCGUGAACGAGCACGUGGAGACACUUUACGACAUGGACGUCGAACUGGGAAGGGAGCUGGCACCUGAGAUUGGAGUGCUGAAUUUCAUUCGUGCGCCAGCCUUGAAUGAUCACCACGUAUUCAUCCAGGGCAUAGCUGAUUUAGUGAAGGAACACCUGGUACUCAAACAAAAAUGUUCUCCACAGCUCCUCAUGAGGUGUCCCAUGUGCCCAAAUGAUGCAUGUAAGAACAUGCGGAGGUGGAUUGAGACAUUGCCUUGACUGACAUUCCAUGUUGUCUUUACUGCAGAAAAGAAGCUCACAUGUGCAGAAGCGUUAUGAAGUCACUGAGCAUAUGAUAGUUAAGGUGCAAUGACAACAACAAAAAAAAAAAGUGUUCCAGUACAUUAUGGUCACUUCAAAGAUGCUAGACCACAGCCAUGUUUAUUCUAGCAUUGACGUGGUGCUCAAUAGUGUUGGCUGCUUACAGCCUCGGCAAUGCUCAAACACUGCUUUUAUGGUGAUAUGAUGAUGACCUCAAGAAAUAUGGUGCAAACCCAGUGUGGGGGUAUGGCCAAGUAUUAGCGGCACGAGGAAAUUAGAUUUAAAAUAUCAUAUAAAUUAAAUCCGAAACCUUUGUGUGCAGUCCAAGCUGCACUGUGGCAAAUCUUCAUUGUCCUUGUCUUCUGACUUGAUAAACAUCAGUACAGUGCCAUCAACGUUCAUUAUAAAAAGCUUGUUAAAUGAUUUAGUUGCUUCAGUGUGAGGCUGCCACUACUACCAAGAAAAAAAAAUGUGCAUUUUUCUCCAAUUUAUUUUCAUUUGUGCAAUUCAUAUUUGCAUUUUCCACACUGCUAAAAAUCCUCUUUGGGAUUUUAUCAAUAAGUAAAAUAGAGGUCUGCUGCUUGCAUAUUUUUUGUUACUCUGUCAAAAAUUUUGUUCCACGCACAAAGCUCUUCCUUGCUAUUAAUGCUACCAAGUAUUAUUAGUGCAUUGUAAUCUCUGCAUUAUUGUGCAUCCAGCUUUUAUUUCUUGCCAUAUAAAGUUUAUGUCACUGCAAAUAAACCAUCAGUUGAUGACAACUAU
This is a messenger RNA of Dermacentor silvarum, 2247 nucleotides long. RefSeq names its product ferrochelatase, mitochondrial (gene FeCH). Gene Ontology annotation, biological process: heme biosynthetic process. NCBI's taxonomy places the organism in Eukaryota, Metazoa, Arthropoda, Arachnida, Ixodida, Ixodidae. Gene Ontology annotation, molecular function: protoporphyrin ferrochelatase activity. The transcript is spliced from 11 exons. Bases 271 to 1443 code for a protein of 390 amino acids. The record is from RefSeq and is a predicted model, not a curated record.